AUGGCCACUGAGGGGUGGCCGGAGGUGGCCAAAGGUCGGUCGGUGGCUUCUCCUGGAAUUCCCGUCGUCGGGAUCGUCGGGAUCGUCGGGGAUCGGGUUGUCCUGCCCUGCCGGGUGACCCCGGAGCCCAUUCCCGAGGUUUUCUCCGUCCGCUGGGUGUUCCACGACGGCUCCCGACGGAUCCCCGUGGGCGGUUUCGACGGGAAGAGCCGGGAGGAGGAGUGGGACGGGAGGUUCCGGGGCCGGGCGGAGUUUUUCCCCAGGGAAUUCCGGGCCGGGAACGUGUCCCUGGGAUUGAGGAACGUCGGGAUCUCCGACCGAGGGUUCUACACCUGCCACGUGUCAGCCCAGGACGUGUCCCGGGAGGCGUCGGUGGAGCUGGAAGUGGCAGCCAUCGGCGACGUUCCCACCAUCGUCGUGAACUCCCGGAAAAGGGACCUCGGCCUCUCCUGCCGAGCCUCGGGCUGGUUCCCCAAUCCCGAAAUCCUUUGGCUGGAUGGCCAAGGGAAGCUCCGGGAGGGAUUUUCCAGCCCCAGGACGACGCCGGAGCCGUCGGGGCUGUUCCGGGUCGACGCUUCCGUGACCCUCCCGCCCGGAUCCGACCUGGAGGUUUCCUGCAGGAUCCUCAACCCCCGGCUCAACGUCUCCAGGGAAUCCCGGAUCCGCAUCUCGGAUGUUUUCCUCCCUUCCGUCUCCUCCUGGCUCAUCGGUUUCCUGGUGCUUUUGGGCCUCAACCUGCUCCUGAUUUCUGCUGUGUUUUGCCUCCUGAGGAGGAGCAACAAGAAAAAUGCCAGUGCAGUGAAAGUGAAGCUGGAAAGGGAAGAAGGUAAAAAAUCCCUCAGGAAACGGGAAAUGUCCAGCGUCAAAUAUUAGGAAAGUUCCCAAAUCGGGAAUUUUGGGAGCCAAAAUUCCGUGUCCUCUCUUUUCCAGAAAAAAAGAAGGUGAAGUCGUUGUUGGGUAAGAGAUUCCCUUUUUCCUUCCCUUCCCUU
Molecule: messenger RNA, 989 nt
Organism: Neopelma chrysocephalum (saffron-crested tyrant-manakin)
Lineage: Eukaryota; Metazoa; Chordata; Aves; Passeriformes; Pipridae
Product: butyrophilin subfamily 3 member A3-like
Exons: 6
Coding region: 1-873 (290 amino acids)
Source: RefSeq, a predicted model, not a curated record